AUGGCGAUGUCUACACGUACUCGGCACUUGUUCCUACGAUAUCGGCUUCUAUUCUUGUAAGUACCACAAAGCGGCAUUGUACUGCGUUCUUUGUUGCUGUUGGCUUUCAGUGCUUUGAGUGGGUUGCCUCGAGCGUUUCGUUGGGAUAUCAGCGAGAGAUACUCCCCUGUAAUGCCGACACGCUGCUGGACAGCAAAAGAGUAACCUCAACAAGAAUCAAGUCCACAAAGCUGGCAGUGGGCCUGUACAGUAUGACCUCCGAACAUGCCUUGAUGGUGACCGGCAAUGACGAGGAUUAUUGCACUCGUUUCUGCUGUUCUGACUUCAACAGAUUCAACGACGUCAAAUUGACCCACCAGCCCAACCUUACGAACGAAACGAUUACGCUUCUCGCCCCUGAAAACUUCCCAUCUCACACCGACUACUCGAUAGUACGGCCUUCAUGCCAACUUGCCAGCCAGCUUCUCCAAUCUGCUCCUCGCUUCCUGGUUACGAUGACCGAAGGUGACCUUCAUCUCUCCAAGGAGAGCGACAGUAAAGGCCGAAAAGUAAACUGGGCUGAGCUCGACGCGAUGCGUGAUAAAGAUGGUAGACCGUAUCUACCCAACUUCGCCAGAUAUCCUACACCACAGCACGAUAGAGCCGAGGAGUCCUUUUUUACAAAGCGAGCCAGUUGGAUUCUAGACCAUCUCUCUGGGAUGCUCGUGUUCGAGACACAUCAGCCACUUCCAUCCGGCGUACGUGGCAUGACACAGAGACUACCUGGUCCCUUGGAGCCCGCACUUGCCAAAGCUUUCCCACGAGGCGUUCGAAGUCGCAUUGCCGUGAGUAGAAAACUCUACGACGAGCUGUCGGAUCGUACAAAGGCAGCGCAGGUACGGAAUCGUCCAUCUCGCUCGCUUCUCAUCCUACAGUUUCAACUCGCUAAACUGCUGCUCCACGAGCUCGGACACGCUCUCAGCAACGCCGUGCAGGGGAACACCAGUUAUGGCGAGAGCUUCCAUCGAGACUGCGAUUUGGCGGAAAUGGGCUACGCGCUCGAGAAUGCGGUGUUCGGUGGGGUUCUGGACAUGAACACGACUCUCUGUGCAGCCAACCUUGAUCUUUGCGUGAAUGCUCGUCGAGAGUUGCCCCAGCUUAUGUCUCAGGCAAACUUCGCUUUACACGCCUGGCCGGAUGGUAAGACGCAGUACCAUUAUGAAAAACUUGGUAACCGACUCUUCAGGUCGAAACGAAAAAUGCCUCCGGUCACCAAGGUACAGAGAGUCGACAUGAAGUUCUUGACGGCCCUGUUCAGCGACGGAUUUUGGUGUCAAGAGCAUGUUUUCGAGCCCUUAGCUUUGCCAGUCAAAGGAACAUGGUACGAGCAAAUCGAUAAGAACUCUUCAACAGAACAUAUUGAAGAGGUUGCCUGUGAAAUCUCUGACCUAGCAGACGUGGAGUAUCCGAAACGAGAACUACAAGAAAUUGUCGCAAGGGAAAUCGCUUCUGGAACCCGAUCGCCUUUCCCCUCCAAUUCUACUGCUAUCUUUGAGCUUCCAGUACCUCUUUCUCCGUCACAUCGAGCCAUCGCGUACAUGGCUAACAAGCCUCUUCCGACACUACCAAUCAACAGAGUCGCUGCUCAGAUGGAUCUGCCGGGACCUACCUCGUACAAGAUACUCGAACAAGACGGGAGUAUCCAGGCUGGCCAGCUCCAUGAGAGCAUGAAGAUCGUUCCUAUUGCGGCUUUGCAUCUAGAACGCGAGACAGGGUCGAAGCGCUCAACAUGUAAUUCACGUGAUGAUCGAGAGUCUUCAUGUCGUAGGUUUGGUCGUUGGAUCAGCAUCAAUUUCAGGAGAUGAGAUUGAUGGCAGACAUAGGUCCGAAAUAUCAGACAACAAUUUGUAUCAUCAUGGCUUUCCACUUCUUUUUGACGGUUGAAUCUCUUCUUUGGACACAGUCUCUUCUAGUGUCCCAGUCGGGCAAUGGGGCAACGGAGAGUUGCACAGUAGCCGAUGAGCAGUUGGCACCAUCGAGAAAGCCCUUUGAGAGACAUGGAAGAACUGACUGGCUAACUCUCCAGCCAAUACAGUUCUCAACAUGGUAUGUUGCUCGCAUCACUGUUGGUAACAUCCCUUCAGUCCUGUGUCGUUCUCUUCCAGAACGUCUCCGAUAUCUCAGUGACUUUCAUGGUACCAGAGGGCUCAAUAAAUUACAAUCAGUUGGUCAAUUUCGGGAAUGUCCUGCCAGGUGAUUGA
Molecule: messenger RNA, 2240 nt
Organism: Lecanosticta acicola
Lineage: Eukaryota; Fungi; Ascomycota; Dothideomycetes; Mycosphaerellales; Mycosphaerellaceae
Source: the annotation of a GenBank genome assembly